GUUUAUAAGUCAUGGCAUGUACAAAUACAACAAUGCUAUUGUAGUGUGGAUUUGCGUGAUGCAACUAGGCUCUUCAACACACCACACCACACCAACAUCGAGCGCGUCGAGUCGAAUCCAAUCCACUCCACUCCACCCCGCGAUCUCCUCUCCUCUCGUCUCCGGCGAAGACGACGUGAUGCCACCCAGCGCCGCCGCCGCAGCCGCGAUGGCGCAGUCGCCGCGCAGCCUCCACACGCUGAUCAGCUUCGGCCGCGGCGCCGACGGCGUCGACGACGAUGAGGCCACGCCCGCGUCGGUCGACGUUGGUGACGCGGAGGGCGCCGGGCUCGACCUCGACUUCGCGUUCGCGCCGCCGGUGUCGGCGGCCGAGCUGGCGCCGGCCGACGACAUCUUCGCGCACGGCCGCAUCGUGCCGGCGUACCCGGUGUUCGACCGCAGCCUCCUCGACCUCUCGCCCGGCGACGCCUCCACGGCGGCGCCCUCCGCCGACACCUACUGCGCGUGGACGCCGCGCUCGGCGCCGGGCUCGCCCGGCCGCGACAGGUUCCCCAAGAGCGCGUCCACCGGCGGAGAGUCGUCGUCGUCAUCGCGGCGCUGGCGCCUGCGCGACCUCGUCGGCGCCGGCGGCCGCUCCCGCAGCGACGGCAAGGACAAGUUCGCCUUCCUGCACCACCACGCCGCCGCGCCGCCAUCAUCCAAACUGAAGACUCCUCCUCCCCCUCAACAACCACAGCAGAAGAAGCAGAGCGCCGUGAAGACGAAGCCGGCGGCGAAGAAGGGCGUGGUCACCGAGAUGGACAUGGCCACCGCGCACAGGCUCUUCUACAGCAAGGCCAGCGCCGGCGGCGACCGGCGGCCGCAGCAAGCCUCGUACCUGACGUACCGACCGGCGUUCAGCGGCCUCUUCGCGCUCGGCCGGUCGCAACACCACACCGCCUAUUAGUUUAAUCACUUGGUCAAUAACCAAACCAACUGAUUACUAGUGGUAGUUGUUGUUAAAUUAAUUGUUUUGUUGUAAAAGUGUUCAAAAUUUUCGGCGAAAUUCGAGUCGAGAUUUCUCGUUUGUACUAGAACCUUAUCAUGUACAUAAAUGGAAAAAGAGAGGAAUGAAAUUUGAGAGAUGAUUUUGUCUCA
Molecule: messenger RNA, 1137 nt
Organism: Oryza sativa Japonica Group (Japanese rice)
Lineage: Eukaryota; Viridiplantae; Streptophyta; Magnoliopsida; Poales; Poaceae
Source: RefSeq, a predicted model, not a curated record